AUGAAGAUGGAAGCCCACAGUGCGUGGAACAUUCCACCUUCUCAAUUCCAAGACCUCCGCGCGAGGCUGAGCACAGUCUCGGGAGCCUCGCUUUCCCUGAGCGAUCCCGCGGGAACGGCACCCAAAUUCGUCCCGGAAGCCACGGUACUCCCCCGUGGACGGCUCCCGGCUGCCCGGCAUGCUCAGCAGGCACGAGGACGCUGCCCAAGCUCGGCACCCGCAGAAGCUGCCGUCUCCGAGGCUGCACCGACCGGGUGCCCGGCGCCCGGUGACACGGCCCCCGAGGCGGGAAAGCCGGCUGCGCGCCCGCCCCGCUUCUGGACGCCAGGCCGGAAAGCCCGCGACCACAAGGCCCGCCCCGGUGACCGACGGGGUCCCAGCGCGGCCCCGGCACCGUCUGCGCAAGGGGGGACAGCGACGUGGCCUUUAGAGCCUGACGGCGGAGUUCCCCAAGACGGUCCGGCUGUCAGGCUCCCGCCGCCGGGCCCGCAAAGUGCCGCCGCCCUCGGACAAUGGCUGUCUCGCCCCCGCCCGGCGCGCAGCGACCGGUGUCCCUCGGGAGCUCCGGGACCGACGCUCCCCCCGCCCCGGGCUCACCUGCAGGUCGCCGCCCUCCGCCCCGCGCCGCUCAGAGGCGGGCCCCGCGAGGCACAGGCCCGACCUCAGCACACGCCCUCAGGUCCCCGUCGCCGCCUGCCGCCCAUUCGACCCCGCGCUCCGGCCGGAAGCGGAGUGACGCGCUUCCGGGGGAGGGGCUCCGAGCAGCCGCGCCGCGGCCCCGGGCCUCGCGCAGAGGAGGCGGCCUUCCGCCCGGGGCAGCCCUGGCGGCGGGAAAGAGUUAAUGCUACCGAGUGUCCCGGCCCGCCGCGGCCUAGAGGGGCCUGUGCGCGGCUCGGCGAGCGGCUGUCGCCGCCUCGCGUCGCCGCUCCGGGAGGCGCUGCGCCCCCGGCGGCGCCCGGUGCCCGGGAGCCCCUCCCGGCGAGGGUGGUCGCCCCUGCGCGCGCGGGGUCCCCGGCCUUCCCGGGGCUUCCGUCCGGGUCACGAUCGGCGGCCCCCAGAGGGCUCGUCCCUUUUCUGGGCCGCGCGUCCCCCACGACGAUUACGUUUUCCUCGUGAGCCCCUGCUGUUUCAGAGCCAAGCUCUUCCCAGGAAUGCGGAAGGGACAGGAACGUGAGGGAUAACGCAGCCAUGUGAAGCCUGUCUGGGGUACGAAGGGCACCGCGAGCAGAGGGAGGGACAGCGGAAGCUGAUGGCACUUGCCAGGACGCAGCGGCCUCUCCGCGCCACGCUUCUCACUCACUGGACAGACAGGACACAUCCUACACUGCGGACUUAACGAACGAAGGUGGCUCUGAAAGACACAAGUGCCUUUGAGGUGCCUGCCAGAUGGCAGACAGUGGGGAUUGUGCAGUGAACGGGACAGGCGUGGUCCAUGGCCUGCUGCAGCCUACACGCCAUGGGCAAAGAGACGACAAACAAACAAAGAUACUCCCAGAUGAGUGCUCUGCAGGAACGAGCCCUCUGAUGUGAUGGAGAAUGACGGUGGGCAGCUGGGAAGUGGUACCGCCUCUCCGAGGGGAUGUUCACCGUAUUGUAUGAUCACCAGCUCUCUCCAGUUCCAGAACAAUUUCAGCCCCCAACAGGAAACUGUCCAUUAGGAAGUUACUUCUCAUUCUCUCUAUGGAUUUACCUGUUGUGGAGAUUUCAUAGAAAGGGUAUCACCUUCCGCACCUGCCCCCUCUCAUUUAGCAAGUUUAAGUCUGUAUCACCACUUUUCUUGCCUAAUAUUCCCUCACAUGAGCAGACAUGGCUGGCCGUGUACGUGUCUUACAGUGAAGCACCGUAUACGUUUUGAGGCCGUCCAUGGCCACUGCUGCCUUUUAUGUUUAAUUGAAAACUUCCAUUAUAGGGUACUCGGUGAUUAUAUUUUAUUAAAAAAAAUUUUUUUGA
This is a messenger RNA of Felis catus (domestic cat), 1950 nucleotides long. RefSeq names its product basic proline-rich protein-like. The coding region runs from base 1 to 1116 and encodes 371 amino acids. NCBI's taxonomy places the organism in Eukaryota, Metazoa, Chordata, Mammalia, Carnivora, Felidae. The transcript has 3 exons. The record is from RefSeq and is a predicted model, not a curated record.